ACUCCUCUGUCUCUAGGCGCAGUGAAGGCACUGGAAAAGUACUAUAACCCCAGCCAUCUCGCACCCGUUCAUACUGGGGAUAGGGAAAGUAAACUGAACUACCUUGCAAUUAGCCGAUUUCAUUCCAAGCUGCAUAAGGUUUCCACUACGACAGUGGACUCUGGUACAGAUGGAGGUAACAACCACGUUAAAUUGCCCGAUCUCAGCAUCCCCCCGGCUGGUCGCAAAGUAGUGGUACAGGAACUGCCAUCGUCUACCAUCUCCAACACUUUUUCUUCACCAAAGGCACCACUUAGUUUUGGAAGGAGGAAGUCUAUGCGUGUUCCGAUGGAGGCUGUUCUGAAUUUAAUACAAAAGAAGAAACAGAUCAUCAUUGAAACCUGGGAGGAAUUGGUGAACUUACAAAUUGGCCGGAAGGCUCCAUCAGCAGGGAUGGGAAUGCAUGCCAACCUCAUCCUUAAGGCCAUGCAGUGGAA
Mizuhopecten yessoensis (Yesso scallop) is the source of this 476-nucleotide messenger RNA. RefSeq lists its product as uncharacterized. Lineage: Eukaryota; Metazoa; Mollusca; Bivalvia; Pectinida; Pectinidae. The transcript has 3 exons. The record is from RefSeq and is a predicted model, not a curated record. The annotation marks the transcript as partial.